Messenger RNA from Dermacentor silvarum, 1568 nucleotides. RefSeq lists its product as uncharacterized. The transcript has a single exon. The record is from RefSeq and is a predicted model, not a curated record. Lineage: Eukaryota; Metazoa; Arthropoda; Arachnida; Ixodida; Ixodidae. Bases 23 to 1453 code for a protein of 476 amino acids.
GCACUUCUGCAUUCCCACUUCUAUGGCAGCCUCAGGUGCAAACAUGCAAGGGCAAGCCACAACUUCGCACAACAGUGCCCAUGACAGCUGUUUAGCCAGCAAGCAGCAGCAGAGCUGCUCACAGGCUACUACAGUGGACUUUGCAGCGGUCUUGUGUGGUGUUGUGGUUGAGGUUGCUGGCUGUAAAAGCCGUAAAUCUAUGCCUGACAGAGAAAGUUGUUUGAGCAGUAACCUUGACAGAGCUAUUUGCACAUCAGAAAGGGCCCAGUCUAGUGUUGCAAAGCGAUGCAAUCGUCAUCGGGCAGUUUUGUCUUCCAAAUGCAGUUCCAACAGUAACGACCAGGCUGUUUCCAUACAGAAAUGUGGCAUUACAGCUGACAGUUCUGUUCAGGCUGUGCUCAGUGCAGGUGUAGGUAACCAUUCAACAGCCUUGAUGCCAGGCUGCAGUGUUGCCAGCUUUGAUGCCACAGCUUCUGUCAAGACAUGUGCAAGUAAUUCUGCUGAUGUGCUACUUGGAGCAGGAGCAAACAAAAUUUUUUUGAACUCCACAUUUGACAAUUUUGUUUCUUUUAAGGAGUCCUUUGAUGCCUGGUGCAAGGAAGGGAAACAUGUAGUUGCUGUGAGCAAGUCAAAUAAGAACCCCUUUUCCGCAGACAGUAAAGAUUAUGAAUUUCUCAGAAUCACUUAUCGUUGUAUUCAUGGCGGACCUGCUAGGCAGCGUGGAAUUGGAAAGCGCCCUAACCAGAGCUAUAAUAGCACUAAUUGUGAAAUGUCUCUUUCACUCGUGCUUUGCAAAGAACCGGCAUUGCACUACAAAAUAAGCCAGCUAAAAGUCAAACAUAACCAUAGCCUUGAUCUGUAUAACAUCUAUCCUCAGAAAAGGCUUCUAAGCAGCACAGAGAAGGUAGAACUGUAUGACCUGGUCAAGUGCAAUGUCGCUCCAAAAGAUUUUAAGAACUUGGCCAAGCAAAAAACAGGAAAGACAUUAACAACGAAAGAUGUCUAUAACUAUAAGAUGGAGUAUUCUAUUCCUAUUCGAACUCAGGAGGCGCAUGGUGAAAUGCUGAUUCACGAAAUAGAAAGCUUAAUUGAGAAAAAUCCCGACUGGGUUAUUCAUUAUGAAAAGAAUAACGAAAACAAUCUCCAGUUUAUUUUAAUUCAAACUAGCCACAUGCGUGAAAUGUUUGAAAAGUAUCCUGAGGUCAUAUUUGUUGACGGCACUUACAAAGUUAACAGGGAAAAUUAUGUCUUAUACUCAAUUCUUGUCGAAGAUGGUCGUGGUCGUGGAAGAUGUGUUUGCUACGCAUUUGUGCGAAAUGAAACAACAGAAAUUGUUCGGCCCAUGUUUGAGAAAUUUGUAGACUUUAACCCAUUUGUUGUAGCAGCCUGCAAAGUAGUAAUGAUAGAAAGACAUGAACGAGCUACGCAUCUUAAGUUCUCUCCUCCCAUAUAGCACAAUAUUGCUGUGCACAUGGCAUGUACUGAAUUGUUUCCAUAGAAAUGUUGAUGAAAAGGCAAAGGCUCAACGCAAACUACUUCUUCCAAUUUUAAAAGAACUCGUCUAUUCU